AUGUUUGCCGAAAGUCAAUUUUAUUGUAAUGCUGAUACUCAUAGUCCUAUGGUAUCAGCUGAACCUCAUGUAAUACGUCUUCCGAGAACCGACGAAGAAAAAAAUAUUAAAGCUACUGAAUUUCAAGCUAUUCAAGGCAUUCCUGGCGUUGUAGGUUGCAUCGACGGUAUGUUCAUUGACAUUAGAUGUCCUCACCAUAAGAUGCCUUCUACAUUCGUUAAUCGUCAUCAUCAAACCUCUUUGGUUUUACAAGCUAUUUGUGAUGCUAAUAAAAGAUUUAUUGAUUGUUUCACUGGUGUCUCUGGGAAAUGUCAUGAUGCACAAGUAUUCAAGUUAUCGUUUAUAUAUCCCAUGAUUCAUCAAUUGGGUGAUCAAUACCAUAUUAUCGGCGAUUCAGCGUACCCAAUGUCUAAAAAUGUUUUGACACCAUACAAAAAUUAUGGCAAUUUAACCAACAUCCAACAAAGAUACAACUCAAAAUUUAGUGCAACUCGGGUUAAAAUUGAAAAUAGCUUUGCAUUAUUGAGAGGAAGGUUCAGACAGCUAAUUCGUGUAGAAUACACGACAGUUGCAAAAAUUUCGAAGUUAAUCAUGGCUUGUUGUGUGUUACAUAACCUUUGUAUAGAUAAUAAUGACUUCUUUGAAGGUGAACUUGAACCUGAAGAAAAUAUAUUUCAUAACAUCAAUGAAGAUAAUGUUUACCCUGAAAAUAUCAUGCAGGAAGAAGGAGAAGUUAAGCGCAAUCUAAUAGCGGAAAAUUUAUAA
This is a messenger RNA of Cotesia glomerata, 765 nucleotides long. Its product is annotated as putative nuclease HARBI1. Bases 1 to 765 code for a protein of 254 amino acids. The record is from RefSeq and is a predicted model, not a curated record. The transcript is spliced from 3 exons. NCBI's taxonomy places the organism in Eukaryota, Metazoa, Arthropoda, Insecta, Hymenoptera, Braconidae.